Molecule: messenger RNA, 2116 nt
Organism: Crotalus tigris (Tiger rattlesnake)
Lineage: Eukaryota; Metazoa; Chordata; Lepidosauria; Squamata; Viperidae
Product: glycoprotein Xg-like
Exons: 8
Coding region: 441-881 (146 amino acids)
Biological process (GO): T cell extravasation; homotypic cell-cell adhesion; positive regulation of neutrophil extravasation
Source: RefSeq, a predicted model, not a curated record
ACAUUAUCCUCUUCAGGAUGAAUGCAAGGUAUAUGUAUAUUUUUAUACCAUAUCAAGUUUGUCUGUAUUGAGUCUUAAAAAACAAAUUUGUAAAGGUUGGGAAUUUUCUUUGAAGAGAGAUGAGUAAAGAAAAAAAUUGAUCCAGGCCUCUUCAGGGCUGCCAGCAGUUUGAUUCAUCCCAUUUUCUCAAUGUAAAUUCCUCUUACUACGUAUUAGUUGAGGGAUGAUUCUUGCAACAUCUAUGUGUGGGUGUUGCAUUAAACAGCUGCUAAAUGUUGAACUAGUUUGUGACUGGAUUGUGUUUUGUUCCCACCUUCCCUGUUAAUUGGACAUUUAAGGCAUCUACAAGAUUUGUGGUUGGAGAGGUACAUACUUUACUAAGAAUUUUUUUGUUUAAUUCUAAUACCUUUACUUCAUGUUAUAAAAAUAAAAACCAAGACAUGGUGAGGCUGCCAAUUGCUUUUUUGUGCAUUGGAUACAUUCUGUUAACUCUUGCAGACAAUGGCGAUUUUGACUUAAAAGAUGCUCUUGACCCAAAUGAUAAGAAGCCUUCUGAAGCAACCAAAAAGCCACCAGGGGGUAACAAACCCCGACCUCUCUUAUAUCCUGACCUUAGACCAUAUUCAGAUAAUCAUGGAAAUGGCGGUGCCUUUAAUGACCUAGAUCUCAAUGAUGGGAAAUCUUUACCUCCACGCCCAGCAGGUGAGAGAGAGCAAACUUCAGAUCAGGGUGGAAAUAUGGUUGACUCUGCUACGACAGCUCAGAUUACAUCUCCUGUUGUUGCUAUAGCUGUGAUGCUGACCUUUGGGGCCAUAGCUGGCUAUACUGCUUAUAAGCAGAAAAGAUACUGUUUUAAACCAAGAGAUGGAGCAGUUGCCUAAACGAUUCAAAAAUGAUCCAAGAAAUAUUGUUCCACAAAAUCAUCAACAAAUGAACGAACUGCAUACUGUAAUAUCUAUGAUGCUGUUGCUAAGAUUUUAUGUAAUGUGGCAUUUUGUUUUUGUUUAUAAAAACUAAAGAACAAACUUUCAAAACAAGAGAUUGGUUAAUGAUACACACUGCUUCUAUACUUUGUAUGAUUUUUUUUCAGUUCAUACAGUUUAGAAACAUUUUAUGUUUUGUUUAUUUAAGAUCAUUGGAUCCAAUUGUUCAGAAUCUCAAUUUCACUCUUAGUAUACAGGCAUUGGUUUAUAGUUAAGGCUCUUUAUGUACCCUUUUUCAGAUCUUCAGGACUACUUAAAAAUCUAUGGGGUGAUAGUUGCACUGAAAUGUUGAAAGAUGCACAUCAUGUCCUUUCUCUAAUUUAGUUAUUACUGCAUCAAUGUUCAGGGAAACAUUGUACUUCUCUUACUUUAUAAAUUAAAUUUCAUUGAAACAAAUGUAAUUGGUUAUCUUCCUACAUUAGCUACUUGAUACCAGCAACAAAGUCAGGCUUAUGCAUCCAAAUUCCUUUUAGCAUUUAACCUUAUAUGGAAAUUGAUACUAUUGCUAUAUUGUUUAAAAGUCAAGGAAUAGUUCACCUAUUUUGGAGUGUGACUAGCUUAAAUAUUAAUUUGGUGAUAAAAUACCAGGUACUGAGAAAUAAACAUAGAUUGUGGUCAUCUUCAUGAAGUUCCAAAUAAGAGUUAUUAUAUUUAAAGGAGAUGGUCAGGAAAGAGAGAGUCAGGAAUACAUUGGAAUAUGUAUAUGGUUUUUCCUCUUUAAUUAAGGGAAUUUUUCCCUUCUUUCUUCAAUUCUAAUAUAAAAUAUAUUGCCAUGUAUAUUAAUUUUCCAAAGACAAAUGGAUUAAUGGGAAAAUACUGUAUGUGGUUAGAAGGAUUGAAAAUUAUAUUAUAAUUCUAAUUUAGAAGAUAUUUUUUCCAAAAUUAUAUUUAUUUAUUUAUUAUUAUUUUUACACACUACCAUCUCAUGUAAAUGACUCUAAGUGAUCAAUGAUGUAUUGGUAUCUGUCACUAAAAAAAUGUCUAAAAUGUAUAAAGGUAUUUUGAAUCUUUGUUUGAAAUGAGAACAAUAUGAAGGGGACAUUUUAUCAUAUUUGUGGACAUGUAAAAAGAUUAGAAAAUUGAGGAUACAAAUACAUGCAUAUACAUUAAAUAAAAAUAUUUUAAAGACUAAA